UAGCGAAUGCUGCGAGAAGUACUUCAUGCCGAUCUUCACCGACUAUGGCCUGUGCUACGCGUUUAACAGCUUGCCGCUGAAUGGCAUGAGAAACGACACCAUAUCCUGGCAAAGGAGCUUCAACCGUCACGCAGCACCCAGUUCCCUGCUAUGGGGUUUAGACGUGGGGUACCCGAAGGUGUUUCCUCCAGACCCCAGCAUGCAGCCACUCAGGGUCAUGGUCUCUGGAGAGGACUACGGGCUUGGGGUGGAACUGUACCUCAACAUCAGCGAGCAUCAGCACGCUUGCGAUGGCAACAGUCUGGGAUUUAAUGUCCUAAUUAGGUCGCCAACAAACCAUGUGUACACCAGCACCGUUCUACGUCUGCCCAUGGACAGGAUGACCACCAUAGAAGUGUCCCCCAUAACCUACAAGACUGAUUCAGCCCUGAGGUCUUUGGCUCCAGACCAGAGGCAGUGCUUCUUCCAGAAUGAGAGGAAGCUGGAAUAUUAUGAGUUUUAUACCGGCAGUAAUUGUAAACACGAUAUUUUUGUGAGAGAGUCGAAGAGGCUGUGCAAUUGUACUCUUUACAACUGGCCACGUAAGUCAUUUUUUGAGCCAGUUUGCUCUACGACAAAAGAUUUUGAAUGCAUUGAUAAUGUUAAAGGCAAGGUAGAAGAACAACAAAUCUAUGCGUAUUACGCUGAGUGUGAGGAGGGCAAGGGUUCAGACGAGCCGGCCUCCUGCCAUCCCUCGUGCAAUGACGUCAUCUAUGACAGCCAGGUGUACUACUCCGAUCUUAUCAAGGAGCCAGGAGACCCGUCGCCAGUUUGGGGGCGCCCUAAAAAAGGGGAGCUGACGCAGAUCAACGUGCAUUUCUACGAAGAUAUGUUCUUGGGCCAGCAUAGACAUGCGCAGUAUGAUGAUUACUAUUUUGCUGGUGCAAUAGGUGGACUUCUGAGCCUCUUCCUUGGCUUCAGCAUAAUCAGUGUCGCAGAGCUGGUGUAUUUUAUUGUGCUUCGCCCUGUGCAUAGAGUUCUAAAGGAGAGUUAUUGGCAAUAUUAUUGA
This is a messenger RNA of Ostrinia furnacalis (Asian corn borer), 1048 nucleotides long. Its product is annotated as pickpocket protein 28. The record is from RefSeq and is a predicted model, not a curated record. Bases 26 to 1048 code for a protein of 340 amino acids. Gene Ontology annotation, biological process: sodium ion transmembrane transport. Gene Ontology annotation, molecular function: ligand-gated sodium channel activity. Gene Ontology annotation, cellular component: plasma membrane. NCBI's taxonomy places the organism in Eukaryota, Metazoa, Arthropoda, Insecta, Lepidoptera, Crambidae. The transcript has 7 exons.